Molecule: messenger RNA, 1065 nt
Organism: Dictyostelium discoideum AX4
Lineage: Eukaryota; Evosea; Eumycetozoa; Dictyosteliales; Dictyosteliaceae
Product: Lupus La protein
Exons: 2
Coding region: 1-1065 (354 amino acids)
Biological process (GO): RNA processing
Cellular component (GO): nucleus; ribonucleoprotein complex
Molecular function (GO): nucleic acid binding; RNA binding
Source: RefSeq, a predicted model, not a curated record
AUGUCAGAAGAAACAUCAACUCAAAUCUUAAAACAAGUUGAAUAUUAUUUUAGUGAUUCAAAUUUCCCAAGAGAUAAAUUUUUAAGAUCUGAAGCUGCUAAAAAUGUUGACAAUUAUAUUUCAAUUGAUGUUAUUGCAUCAUUCAAUAGAAUGAAAACAAUUUCAACAGAUUUACAAUUAAUUACAGAAGCAUUAAAGAAAUCAACAAGAUUACAAGUUAGUGAAGAUGGUAAAAUGGUUAGAAGAUUAGAUCCAUUACCAGAGAAUAUUGAUUGUGGUAAAACAUUAUAUAGCAAAGGUUGGCCAGAGGAUACAACCAUUGAAAAAGUUCAAGAGUUUUUCAAUGCAAAUGGUGGUUAUAAGGUAGUUUCAGUUAGAUUAAGAAAGAAGUCCGAUAAAUCAUUCAAAGGAUCAUUUUUAGCCGAUUUCGAAACUGAAGAGAUUGUAAAUAAAAUUAUUACUGAAGCACCAAAACUCGGUGAAAAGGAAUUGAUUUAUCAAACUUUUAAACAAUUCUCAGAUGAAAAGAAAGACGAAAAAGAGAAGUUCUUUGCAUCAACAAAUGGCGAUAAAAAGAGAAAAGCUAAGAAAGAAGCAGACAGAGAAAAUGGUGAUGAUGAUGACAACGAUGGUGAUAAUAAAGAUGUAAAAAAAGAAGUAGAAGAAGAGGAAGUAAUGAUUCCAGGUGUUAUCUUAUGUUUCAAAGGUGUUGGUAAAGGUUUACACAGAGGUGAUAUCAAAGAGAUCUUCUCACAAUAUGGUGAGGUUCAAUUCGUUGGUUAUAACAGUGACGAAGAGAAUGGUUCAGUUCGUUAUAAAACCGCUGAAUCUUGCAAACGUGCCAUAGAAUCACUCACUGAAACUAAAAAAGAAAUCGGUGGCCAAAUCCCAACUUACAAUCUCCUCGAAGGUGAAGAGGAGAAGAAAGAGUGGGAAAAAAUCAUUGAAAGAAAAAAGAAUGCCGCCAAAAAUGGUGGUUUCAAAAAAGGUGGUUUCAAGAAAGGUGGUUUCAAGAAAGGUGGUUUCAAAAAAGGUGGUAAUUUUAAAAAAGUUAAAAAGGAAUAA